CGCCCAGAUUGAACUUGAACGAAAACUCUGGAGGGAAAACUCCCGCCAAGAUAAAAUCUUCCCCCAAAUCCCUCCUCCUUCUCCUCGCAAUCAUUCCUCCCAAAUCUGAAAUCUUGCAAGGACUCCACGCCCGAGAGGGAGAAAUCGAGGGAUCGGCAAUGGCGGACACGGGGAGCCUGGAGAAGAUGGGGCGAGAGCUCAAGUGCCCCAUCUGCCUGAGCCUUCUCAGUUCGGCGGUAUCCAUCUCCUGCAACCACGUCUUCUGCAAUGAUUGCCUCACGGAAUCGAUGAAAUCCACGUCGAGCUGCCCCGUGUGCAAGGUCCCGUUCCGACGACGAGAAAUGCGACCAGCACCUCACAUGGACAAUCUGGUCAGCAUUUUCAAAAGCAUGGAGGCUGCAGCAGGUACCAAUGUUGUCUCAACACAGGAGGCUCCUGUGGUAAAACUUGCAGAUGGAUCAGAUUGUGUCAACAGCGGGAAAAAUUCCAAAAGGUCACAAAAAUCAUUGACACGAAAAAGGAAGGUAACAUCCGAGAUGGAAAAAAAUACAGCAAAGGAUGCUACAGCUUCUGCAUCCCAACCUACUACAAAGCCUUCCUUCUCUACUAACAAAAGAAUACAAGUGAAACCAUUCCCUGAAUCUGAGACACCAAUAAGAGCUGAGAAGAUUAUGAAGCCUGAAGAGCCAAAAAAUAAUCUGAAUAAUGAUGUUGAAGGAAAGAAUAAAGCAGUGGCAUCGGGUCAACCUGGAAGUCCUUCAUUGUCACCCUUUUUUUGGCUAAGGGAACAAGAAGAACAAGAAGGCUGUACCGCUGAGACGUUAAGUGAAACGCAAUCUUUAGACACACCCUUGCGUCAUAAUGCACCCUCUUUUAGCGAUAUUAAAGAUUCUGAUGACGAAAUCCCUUUAAAUACAACUCCAAAUAGCAAAGCUGCGGCUACAGAACUCUUUGACAGUGAAAUAUUUGAAUGGACCCAGAGACCAUGCUCUCCUGAAUUGUAUUCCACUCCAUUGAAAAAGCAGAGUAAAGCUAAGAGUAAACUAGAUCAAAUUGAAGAGAAGGGUGAUGAAGAAGAUGUGCAUAUUGGUGGUUCAUUUGAUAAGCUGGGUAAUGCAAGUAAUGCAGCUCAGCUUGUCAAUACAAAAGCAACAAAGCAGAAGAGAAAGAAAACAAGUCCCAGUAACAAAAACAGUGCAAAAUUGUCCAAUCGUGCUGAGCCCUGCAUAAAAAAGUCUGAUGCCAAUCAACAAGGUUCAAAUAGACGUAAAAGUGCUGCCCUAAAAUCUUGUCAGAAAAGCAGCAGUGCUGUAGGGAGGAAUACUUCAGGUAGAAGAAACAAGGCCUCUAGCAACAGCAAGCCAAUUCAUGGCUCUAGUGAUAACUCCCCAGAGUCAUAUCUUCCUAAGGAGGGUUUGGAUGUUGAAGCACCUGACAAACCCCUUUCUGAAAGGAUCCAAAACUUGGAGAAAACUAGUCGACGAAAGGGAAGUGCAAGGAAGCUGGAAAUGGCAGGGAAAACUAUUUCAGAUACUACAGAGAAGAAUAGUGAGCCAAGAAGUAAGAGAGUCAGAAGAAUGUCUGACCACGCUAUAGCUAAACCGGUUGAAGUUCCUUCAGGAUCUGGAAAUGAAACAGAAAUACCACAGCUUCACACCCUCACAAAAGGCAGCAUUCAACGCAAAUCCUCCAACGCUAGAAGACAUAGCAAAGUUUGUGGAGAACAGGAAGGUAAGAAUAAACUUGAGAACACGACAAUGACACCUAUUAUUUUACAUGGGAAAUGCCAAAAUAAAGAGGCAGUAUGUACAGCUCCUUCAGUAAGGACUGCAUCUGUUAAGUACAAGCAAGCAAAAUUUAGCGAACAACCAGAUUGUUUUGGAACGGAGAACUUUGGAAACCUUCAAGCAUGCCCUGCACGUAAUGUUUUACUGAAGAAGUGUGAGGUAUCUACUUUGAAGGUUUCCUGUGCUUUCUGCCAGACCGAUGUCAUCACAGAGGAGUCUGGAGAGAUGGUUCAUUAUCAAAAUGGGAAACAAGUCCCUGCAGAGUUCAAUGGAGGAGCCAAUGUGGUGCACUCUCACAAGAACUGCCUUGAGUGGGCUCCUGAUGUCUACUUCGAAGAUGAUUCUGCCUUUAAUCUUACAACUGAAUUGGCGAGAAGCAGACGGAUCAAAUGUGCUUGCUGUGGAAUUAAAGGAGCUGCACUUGGAUGCUUUGAGAUGAGUUGUCGGAGAAGUUUCCACUUCACCUGUGCUAAACUAAUCCCAGAAUGCAGAUGGGAUAAUGAAAAUUUUGUGAUGUUAUGCCCUCUACAUCGGUCUACAAAGUUACCCAAUGAAAAUUCUGAACAGCAAAAGCAACCUAAAAGGAAAACAACACUCAAAGGAAUAACCGGCUUUUCCAGGUCAUCUCAAAUAGGAUCCAAUCAAGAUUGUGGUAAUAACUGGAAAUGGCCAUCUGGAUCACCACAGAAGUGGGUUCUCUGCUGCUCAUCACUUUCUAGUUCUGAGAAGGAACUUGUAUCAGAAUUUGCAAAGUUAGCUGGCGUGCCUAUUUCGGCAACUUGGAGUCCAAAUGUUACCCAUGUUAUUGCAUCAACUGAUCUCUCUGGUGCUUGCAAACGGACGCUGAAGUUUCUCAUGGCAAUCUUGAAUGGCAGAUGGAUUGUCUCCAUAGAUUGGGUUAAAACUUGCAUGGAGUGCAUGGAACCAAUUGAUGAGCACAAAUUUGAAGUCGCUACUGAUGUUCAUGGGAUCACUGAUGGUCCUAGGUUAGGAAGAUGCAGGGUUAUUGACAGGCAACCUAAGCUGUUCGACAGCAUGAGGUUCUACCUCCAUGGGGACUACACAAAAUCCUACAGAGGCUACCUGCAAGAUCUCGUGGUUGCAGCAGGUGGAAUAGUUCUUCAGAGGAAGCCCGUAUCAAGAGACCAGCAAAAGCUUCUUGAUGACAGCUCUGACCUCCUCAUCGUUUACAGCUUCGAGAAUCAAGAUAGGGCAAAAUCCAAGGCCGAAACCAAGGCUGCUGAUCGCAGGCAGGCUGAUGCUCAGGCUCUUGCUUGCGCUUCUGGAGGCAGAGUUGUGAGCAGUGCAUGGGUGAUUGACUCAAUUGCAGCCUGCAAUCUGCAACCUCUUUGAAUCUAGAAGACUGCCUGGUGCCAAAAUGCGAGUUCGAUAGAGUAAGAAACAAGAUAGAAAUCUAAGAUGCACAGGGCUUUGUAAUGAGACUUAAAUUAUUUGAAAAUAAGUUUACUAUGCGUUGCAAAAGAAACUAGACUGCAUUUCUAUGGAAGUUGACUGGAUAGUCAUGCGCCAGAUGGUUUUCCUGGCCUCCUUUUGUAA
Oryza sativa Japonica Group (Japanese rice) is the source of this 3344-nucleotide messenger RNA. RefSeq names its product protein BREAST CANCER SUSCEPTIBILITY 1 homolog. The record is from RefSeq and is a predicted model, not a curated record. Gene Ontology annotation, biological process: positive regulation of transcription by RNA polymerase II; double-strand break repair via homologous recombination; negative regulation of fatty acid biosynthetic process. Lineage: Eukaryota; Viridiplantae; Streptophyta; Magnoliopsida; Poales; Poaceae. Gene Ontology annotation, molecular function: ubiquitin-protein transferase activity. Gene Ontology annotation, cellular component: plasma membrane; BRCA1-BARD1 complex; BRCA1-A complex.